Messenger RNA from Colletotrichum graminicola M1.001, 1032 nucleotides. RefSeq lists its product as uncharacterized. Gene Ontology annotation, cellular component: fungal-type vacuole membrane. The record is from RefSeq and is a predicted model, not a curated record. The transcript is spliced from 4 exons. Lineage: Eukaryota; Fungi; Ascomycota; Sordariomycetes; Glomerellales; Glomerellaceae. Bases 1 to 1032 code for a protein of 343 amino acids.
AUGAAUAAACGCGAAAUCUCUCACACCGAGAGCGUCGCUGGUGGUUCCGACUCUUCCGGAGGCGGUAAGAGGAAGACGUGCAUGAGGCACUGUGCAAGGUUUUGGUGGAUCUAUCUCAUCGGAAUAAUCGCCGCAAUCCUGCUCAUUGUUCUCUUGAUUAUUUUCGUUGCCGUCCCCAAAAUUGCCCAGUCAAAACUUGAUCAUGUCGAGCUCACAGUCGACGGGAUCAUCGUCUCCAACACAAGAUCCAACUCUUAUAACAUGGCCAUCAACUCGACGCUGAGAUCGGACGGCUCCGUCAAGGCGACCGUCGAGCCCUUCGACGGCGUCAUGUACCUUGAAGAUUUGGAGCCGCACACUCCCUUCGUCAACCUCAAGUUCCCCGAAACCAAGUCUGUCAAGCUGCAGACCGUCAACAUCAGCCAGCCCAUCGAGAUCGCCGACAUGGCGGCCUUCACCACUUUCAACACCUGGCUUCAGAACAACGAGUCUGUCAGAGUCACCGUCAAGGGCAAUACUCAUAUUAAGGUGAACGGCAUUGCGAGGCGGUACGGCGCUGUAUUCAGGAACACAAUGACCUUGAAAGGUUUGAAUGGCUUCAAGGGCCUCAACGUCACCGAAAGCUCCAUAUCUCUCACGCCCGACGCCCGAGGAAACAAUUUCAAGGGCCACGUCUCCAUCCCCAAUCACUCUGUCCUCACUCUUGAGAUCGGAAAUGCCACCUUCUCCAAUCUCCUCGACGGCCAGGACAUUGGAACCGUCUACAUCGACAACCUCGUACUGUAUCCAGGCGUGAAUAAUGUCACCAUGCGCGCCAGCAUCAGCCAGGCCCCUGUCCUUGCCGCCAUUGGUAAACGCCCAGCCUGCGAGACCGGCAUCGUCCCAUUCGCCCUCCGCGGCAAGGACGUCGAGAACGACGGCCAGAAGCUGUCCUACUUUGCCGACGCCCUCGCCUCCGACCAGGUCAUCACUGACAUCAACAUUGGGGCCGCCUUGAAGCAGUCCCUGAACAUCAGCAUGUCUUGUCAUUGA